This is a messenger RNA of Hermetia illucens (black soldier fly), 3526 nucleotides long. It is a transcript of the gene bab1, whose product is annotated as protein bric-a-brac 1. The transcript has 5 exons. Gene Ontology annotation, cellular component: nucleus. Bases 537 to 2888 code for a protein of 783 amino acids. Gene Ontology annotation, molecular function: DNA binding; protein binding. The record is from RefSeq and is a predicted model, not a curated record. NCBI's taxonomy places the organism in Eukaryota, Metazoa, Arthropoda, Insecta, Diptera, Stratiomyidae. Gene Ontology annotation, biological process: regulation of transcription by RNA polymerase II.
UGAGAGUAAGUUGUUGUUUAGUAGUGCCGCCGGGAGUCGGUUGUCCAAGUGGAUUUUUUGUGGCUGGCGGACAACAACAAUUUCCUUAUUUAUUUGUGUUUGGGCGGAAGUGUCCAAAAAGUUGCCUGCCCUCUGCCGAAGCUGGGCCAGUUCAUUCCGUGAGCACAGCAUCCUUGGGUGCAGUCGAGUCUGAGUCAUUAGUCCUCGAGGCGGUCGCAGCGAGCGUGGAUAGCAAGCGUGAAGUGUAAUGCGGUGCGAGCUGAGUGCGGGAUCUGGUUAGGGCGCGCACCCGAGUCCUUUCUGCCUAAUGUUUACUCCUGGCUGCCAAGUGUAACUUUGCCGAGACCCGGUCAGGACCGAGCACCGCCGCCGCCGUUCGCGAUAAACAAGGAAGUGAUUAUGACGCAAUCUGUUGGUGGUCGCAGCCAAACAAUUUGCCCCCAGUGCUAAGUGCGAAUGAUCUUCUGGUUCAGUGCCGUGCCAAGUGUCCGCUCCUGUACUUUGUGUUCUAAUUGAGACUUUACCAGUGGCUCGAAAUGUCGACAGAGACGCCGCCUCCACCGCCGAAGAGCCUGUCGCCUGUCGCGGCAGCGCCAACAGCCUCAGAGAAGGCCCCACGAUCCAAGACCCCUUCGUCGUCUCCGGCGACCCCGCAAGACAUGUCUUCGCGCCAGUCGCCCACGAACUUGCCCUCUGGAUCCGGGUCGGCUGGGUCCUCGCAACAGCGGGAGUUUCCCUCGCCUGAGACCGCAGCAGCAAGGUCCACCCCGACCGCGUCUUCGCAGCCGGGAUCCCAGCAGUUCUGCCUGCGUUGGAACAAUUACCAGACCAACCUGACCAGUGUCUUCGAUCAGCUGCUUCAGAACGAGACGUUCGUGGACGUGACCCUAGCCUGCGACGGGCAGUCAAUCAAAGCCCACAAGAUGGUCCUCUCGGCCUGCAGCCCCUACUUUCAGGCCCUGUUCUUCGACAACCCUUGCCAGCACCCGAUCAUCAUAAUGCGCGACGUCAAGUGGCCCGAGCUGAAGGCCAUUGUGGAGUUCAUGUACAAGGGGGAGAUAAACGUGAGCCAGGAUCAAAUUGGACCGCUCCUGCGGGUCGCAGAAAUGCUCAAGAUCCGCGGACUGGCUGAUGUGAAUGGCGACCCGGACGGGAAUUCCGACGGCAAAGCCAAGACGGUGUCGUCCUCGACAGCUGGGACCCCGGAAGUGGCCGUGAAGAAGGCCCGCGUGGCGCCACGAGAAUGGGAGCUGAGCAAUGUAGACGGAAGUGGUGGUAACGCCAGGACUCGCAAGCGGCGCUGGCCCUCCUCGGACAACUGCAAUGCCAGCACCGGCAGUCCCCUGAGCAGUGGCCUGGGAAGUGCGUGUGAAAAUGCUCCGACACCCGAUCCACACUUGGAGGCCGCGUCUCCUGUUGCAACCGCAGCCAACUCAUCACAAGGACCCAACCAUCCGCAAACCCCGACGCCCAACGCCAUGCCUUCCUUCCCGAUCCCGACUCCGCUCGAGACAAUGGGUUUAUCGUCGAUGGGAAUGAGCCACGCGGAUGACAUGGAAAUCAAGCCUGGGAUAGCCGAGAUGAUCCGCGAGGAAGAAAGGACAGGCGGUAGAUGCAACAAGGCAAAACUUAUGGAAAAUUCGCACGCGUGGCUUGGAGCAUCAACGUCGUCUAUAGCAGAUAGUUACCAAUACCAAUUGCAGUCAAUGUGGCAGAAAUGUUGGAAUACAAAUCAAAACUUAAUGCAUCACCUGCGAUUUCGUGAACGCGGACCACUUAAAUCAUGGCGUCCAGAAACUAUGGCCGAAGCAAUAUUUAGUGUUUUAAAAGAAGGACUAUCGCUUUCACAAGCUGCCCGAAAAUAUGACAUUCCAUACCCAACUUUUGUUCUAUAUGCAAAUCGAGUACAUAAUAUGCUAGGACCUUCCAUAGAUGGUGGUACCGAUUUGAGGCCUAAGGGUCGAGGGAGACCGCAACGUAUAUUGUUGGGAAUUUGGCCGGAUGACCAUAUCAAAGGCGUUAUAAAGACUGUAGUAUUUAGAGAUGCAAAAGAUUUAAAAGAAGAUGGAAUGCACUUAUCAUAUGGUAGACAUUCGCCGGUUUUUCCAUUUCAAGAAGGACAAAUGAAUUAUCCCGGAGCUGCAUGCGCUAAUGGACUUCCACAACAGCAAGCAUCUUCAAAUGCAGAAACAAUGACACCAGAAGCUACAGCAGCAGCAGUGGCGGCAGUCGCCCAUGGUAUCCGACAACAAAUGCAAAUGGUAGCUGCAGCUCAACAUCAUCCCGAAGCACAAGCCGCCGGACUGUUCAAUUUACCCCCGCAUAUGCAUACAAAUAACGGAGGUGUGCCGAUACCUAAACAAACUUCCCCUGCAUCGAGUUCUCAAAGACAUACUUCGCCCUCGAUACCUGGUCUUUCGAAUACGUCAGCUAUGGGUAUGUCAGGAAUUCCUGGUAUUCACAUAAUGCCCGGAUUAGGUUCAAAUCCUAGUGCAUCAACAAAUUCUUCGUACACUUCCAAUGCCAGUAGUCAACAAGCCCCACCGACAUUAAGUGCAGCAUCCGCCCCAAGCGGGUCAACAAAUAUCUCUCGAAACAAUUCUCCAACAGAAGCUGCUCAUGAUCUGCGUAUGAACAGUCCGGAUGAGAGUCCUUUAAAUUCACCGUUAGAACUAGCAUUAGAGCCAGCUGUUAAUCUUGCUGUAGGUGUAAGUGGUAUGGCCUAUAAACCUUCACGAGGCUACUCAUCACCACGGCCUGAACACCUUUUUCAGGAGGACAUAACUGAUCUGGUUGGUCGGACAUCACGUACCUCGAGUAUGACUAAUUUCAAAGAGCCUUCAGGCAGCAUCAAAGUAGAACCGAUUGCUGAAUGCCGAUCCGAGUAAAUCGUGUUAUAUUAGAAAUCACAAUACUUUAGAUUAUGUUCAACGCAUAUUAUAUUAAACACAACCAUAUUUAUAACAUAUUGCUAAAGUAACUGUGCAAUAGUACUGUAAGGAAAUGAGAGAAAUUAUGACCCAAUAGUCUCCGAAGAAAAUGUAUAAUUCGGUGGAGAAUCAAAGGAGCGUGGUGUAUUAACUACCUUUAAGAGACUUUCCUUAUAGAAAUAGGUUAACCCGCUUUCAUUCCGUAUCAAUAAAACCAUUUAAAUAUUUUCAUUUGACAAGAAAAAAGGGGAAAAUACAGUUGAAUUUGAUCUCGUUUACAUUAUUCCUAUCUCUCUAGUGUAGUUCCACUUUGAUAACUACACAUUAUGAAAAUUGUUUUUGAAUCACGGGUAACUAUUAUAUUGUGAAUAUACUCUGGAAACUUUAUUUUUAUUUUUGGAACCUAAUCUAAAGAUCAUUUAAAUGAGGGAAUUUAUUUCUAAUGUUUUAUAGAUCAUACUUUCAUGUUCCUUGUAAAAAAUGCGAUUUUGGAUAUUGUAUGUUAAGAAGUAGCGAUAAUCUAAUUUUUUUAGUUUACCUAACAUUUCAAAGAAUAUGUUUUGAUAAUGUCCAUAUUUUUUUAAUUUAAUUUGAAG